UGCAUCUGCUGGAAGGAGGCUUUUCGGCUGCCUGGUAACCGGCUGCCAGAACACUGAGAGCAAAAGAGAGGCAGGGAGCAGGGCAGCGGCGUCUUGACGUCAAGGCCAGCCAAGCGGAUCUUACCAGCCACACCAGCGGGUCCCAGAGCCAGAACAGUCCGCUGGAGAGGAGCCCCAGGCGAGGCGUGAGGAGCGUGAGUGGGGGGCGCGGGAAACCCGUGGCCAGGGCGCAGCAUGCCCCCUGUGCCCGGGCCAUGGAGAUCACCCUGGUGCCCCUGGAGAAUGGCAGUGCCAUGACCCUCCAGGGAGGUGGAGAGGUCCGAACAAGCUGUGAGCAGACCCCCAGUGGAGAGCUUAGAUGUCCCCCGACGGCUGGGCUCAGCGAUCCGCCCCAAGAGCUCGCACAGAGAAGGCACCGGGCGCACAGGGGGUCGGACCCAGGAGGGCGGCCUUUGUCUCGACUGCCCCAGGAGCUGCUGCAACCUAGAAGACCAUCUCCGGAGGAGGAGGAGGGGGAAGGCGACCAUGGCUUGGGCACAGUGGAGGAGGAUCAGGCCCCUCUGGGUGCUGGGGCGCUCCAUCAUCAGCGCGUCCUCAUAAACAUCUCGGGGCUACGCUUUGAGACACAGCUGAGCACCCUGGCGCAGUUCCCCAACACCCUCCUGGGGGACCCAGUCAAGCGCCUGCGCUACUUUGACCCCCUGAGGAAUGAGUACUUCUUUGAUCGUAAUCGGCCCAGCUUCGACGGCAUCCUGUACUAUUACCAGUCGGGGGGGCGCCUGCGCAGGCCUGUCAACGUCUCCCUGGACGUGUUUGCAGAUGAGAUCCGCUUCUACCAGCUGGGGGAUGAGGCCAUGGAGCGCUUCCGGGAGGACGAGGGAUUCAUCAAGGAAGAGGAGAAGCCACUGCCUCGCCAAGAGUUCCAGCGCCAGGUGUGGCUUAUCUUUGAAUACCCAGAAAGUUCGGGCUCCGCGAGAGCCAUCGCCAUCGUGUCAGUUUUGGUUAUCCUCAUAUCUAUCAUAACCUUCUGCUUGGAGACCCUGCCUGAGUUCAGGGAUGAACGCGAGCUGCUCCGCCAUCCCCCAGUACCUCCCCAGCCUCGGGUGCCCACCUCAGGGGCCAAUGGCAGCAGGGCUGGCGCCCCUUCCUUUGGCCCCACGGUGGCACCACUCCUGCCUAGGACCCUGGCUGACCCAUUCUUCAUUGUGGAGACCACUUGCGUUAUCUGGUUCACUUUUGAGCUGCUUGUGCGCUUCUUUGCCUGUCCCAGCAAGGCAGAGUUCUCUCGGAAUAUCAUGAACAUCAUCGAUAUUGUGGCCAUCUUUCCCUAUUUCAUCACCUUGGGCACCGAGCUGGCAGAGCAACAGCCAGGGGGAGGAGGCGGGGGUGGCCAGAACGGGCAGCAGGCCAUGUCCCUGGCCAUCCUCAGGGUGAUCCGCCUGGUCCGGGUGUUCCGCAUCUUCAAGCUCUCCCGCCACUCCAAGGGGCUGCAGAUCCUGGGCAAGACCUUGCAGGCCUCCAUGAGGGAGCUGGGCUUGCUCAUCUUCUUCCUCUUCAUCGGAGUCAUCCUCUUCUCCAGUGCAGUCUACUUCGCAGAGGCAGACAACCAGGGUUCCCAUUUCUCCAGCAUCCCAGAUGCUUUCUGGUGGGCAGUGGUCACCAUGACUACUGUAGGCUACGGGGACAUGAGGCCCAUCACCGUGGGAGGCAAGAUCGUGGGCUCACUGUGUGCCAUCGCUGGGGUCCUCACCAUUGCCCUGCCUGUGCCAGUCAUCGUCUCCAACUUUAACUACUUCUACCACAGGGAGACAGACCAUGAAGAGCAAGCUGCCCUGAAGGAUGAGCAAGGCAACCAAAGACAGGGGUCUACACUGGACACAGGCAGCCAGCGGAAGGCCAGCUGGAGCAAGGCUUCCUUCUGCAAGACUGGGGGUUCUCUGGAGAAUUCAGACAGCACCAGAAGGGGUAGUUGCCCCCUUGAAAAGUAUAACCUGAAGGCCAAGAGCAAUGCAGACUUGCGCAGGUCCCUGUAUGCCCUCUGUCUGGACACCAGCCGGGAAACAGACUUGUAAAGAGGAAUCCAGGCAGGCUGGUGAUAGCAGGAUGGGAAAUAGGGAUACCCACCCCCCUUGAACCUGCAAAGCUGUCUACUUAAUGCCACAGAGUAUUUCAAGCCCAGCUGGUCACUGUUGUCUAUCUCCUUUUGACCCUUCCCAUGUUCCUGCCUUCUAACUUCCCAUUUUUUCUCCUCUUACCGUGACGUCAAGGGUCACCUAUUUUUAAAAAGUACCACAUUCCAUGACGAAGAAGCAGUUGAAAUGGUGAGCGCUGAGAUGGAUGUAUUUGUAGCCAGUUUUCUAUACCCAGCAGAGGGAUAACCCAAACAAAAAAGACUUUAAAUAGCUCAAAUCCCAGGAGAGUCUGUAGCCCUUCCCAUUUAUGUGUUCCAAAUGUACAUGUGAUUAUAUUUGUGUAUAGGAGCAAAUAUUUUUAUUGCUGGUGAGUGGAUUUUUUAUGGCAAUCCACAUGGAGAAUGUUUGGAUGUAUUCUCAAGAUAUACAUUGAAUUACAAAAGGGUUGUGGUCAUCUUUUCCUCGGACACUGGCAGCCAGAGACCCUGGUAAGGCCAUUCAGGUUCCUGUUUCUCCAAGCAUCUCUUUUCCAGGAUGUGGUAUUAGUGCUUUGUGUCUAGGUAGAGAAUGUUCUGAAAGAUAGGUAAAUCUGAUCCUUUUAUGUAUGUAUGUGCCUUAAACAUUUCUUGUAGCUUUCUUCACACACACAAAAAAACCCUUUAAUAAUGUUGGAAGAAGGCUUUUGACAAUUCAUUCUCUUUAUUUUCAU
Nannospalax galili (Upper Galilee mountains blind mole rat) is the source of this 2841-nucleotide messenger RNA. It is a transcript of the gene Kcna5, whose product is annotated as potassium voltage-gated channel subfamily A member 5. Gene Ontology annotation, molecular function: protein binding; delayed rectifier potassium channel activity. NCBI's taxonomy places the organism in Eukaryota, Metazoa, Chordata, Mammalia, Rodentia, Spalacidae. The transcript has a single exon. The record is from RefSeq and is a predicted model, not a curated record. Gene Ontology annotation, biological process: potassium ion transmembrane transport; protein homooligomerization. Gene Ontology annotation, cellular component: membrane; voltage-gated potassium channel complex. Bases 255 to 2072 code for a protein of 605 amino acids.